Messenger RNA from Ylistrum balloti, 2633 nucleotides. RefSeq names its product muscarinic acetylcholine receptor M2-like. The record is from RefSeq and is a predicted model, not a curated record. Gene Ontology annotation, molecular function: G protein-coupled acetylcholine receptor activity. Gene Ontology annotation, biological process: adenylate cyclase-activating adrenergic receptor signaling pathway. Lineage: Eukaryota; Metazoa; Mollusca; Bivalvia; Pectinida; Pectinidae. The transcript is spliced from 2 exons. The coding region runs from base 329 to 2467 and encodes 712 amino acids. Gene Ontology annotation, cellular component: plasma membrane.
GGGUAAAGACGCGGGAAAACCUGUACCUUUGCCAAGCAUUCGACCGUUUCACGGUAUGGGUUAACAUGGAUAUACUAUAAAGGGAAAAAGCAAGGAAAUAAGAAAAGCAAUUCUUUAUGUGUGGAAAAAGUUAUAAAUCUCUUUGCCGAUUCACUAAGUUAAUGAAGAAUAUAACCAUGGAAACUCAACACGGAUUACUGUGUAAUUUCUGAAGCAGAUGGGAGACCGGAAAUUUAUUCUGAUAAGAUAUUUUGUGAAAGUGUUUAAUGUAAAGCACGGAAAGUGUGGCGAAAAUUCAAAAUCAAAUUAAAAUGGAGGUGAUAGAAAAAUGGCGGUAGAUAAUGCUUCAGCAGAAAACUUUCCUGAGUUUUCUGCUUUGUCCACUUCCUGGUCAAGUGACGUCACUCAAAUCUCGGAUCCCACGAGAUUAUAUGAAACAACUGAAAAUCCGUUCACGACAAUUAUUGGAGCAAUUUUACAAACAACCGUGUCAUCAAAUCUUAGUCCAUUAAAUAUAUCCUCGAACGUCGGUCAGUUCUCGACUACUGACGAGCUAGACACGUCUACCUCGCUUUUCUCAAACUUCGUAACUGUUAACUUUACGGAUGUUGGAAAUUGGACGAACCAAACAUUAGUAUCUGGACCCAAGCAUACACUUCCUGAAAUCGUCGCUUUAUCUAUCCUUUUAAUAACACUCGCUCCUGCGACGAUUAUCGGUAAUCUGUUAGUGAUAAUCGCGUUUAAAAUCGACAAACAACUACAAACGAUAAGUAACUACUUUCUGUUGAACCUUGCAGUGGCAGACAUGGCGAUAGGGUUCGUAUCCAUGCCUUUGUAUACUGUGUACACGUUAAUGGGUUACUGGCCACUCGGAUCUCUCUACUGUGAUCUCUGGCUUUCUAUGGACUAUACUAUGAGUAACGCUUCGGCAGCCAACCUCAUGCUCAUUAGUUUCGAUAGAUAUUUAUCGGUGACGAGGCCGCUUACGUAUCGAGCAAAGAGGACAACAAAGAAGGUGCUUAUCAUGAUAGGAAUGUCCUGGGUGGUAUCUGCGUUGCUAUGGACGCCCUGGAUAUUUGCAUGGCCAUAUAUUGAAGGUAAAAGAACUGUACCGGAGACAGAUUGUUACAUUCAAUUUCUGUACACAAAUGCUUACGUGACAAUCGGAACUCAUUUGAUUGCGUUUUAUAUUCCAGUAACUAUAAUGACAGUGUUAUAUUUUAAAAUUUACAAAGAAACGCGAAAAAGACAGAAACGUAUGCCGAUGUUGCAGGGAAUGAAAGAAAUGAUAAAAAAGAAGAAAGCGUCAAAUAUCAACGAUUACGACUUUUACGCUCGUCGUUACGAUAACGAGUUUGAUGACGUAUACGACCUGGCUGAUAUGCUGGUCGAACCUGAUAAAUCUAUCUGGUCAAGGUGCUCUUGUUGUAAGAUUGAUCGUGAUUAUGACGCAGAUGAGUCGAGCGCAAGCGACCCUGCUUCUCCAACAGCUAAUAACAGUUCAUUUUCAGAUGCACAUUCUUCGUCAGUUCGAUCUCAUGUUUACACCACAGAUCAAAAUAGGAUACCAAAUAAACAAAUGAAUGGAAGGACAUCUAGCGGGAGAAAGAAAAGUAGUAACACGAGUAAUUUGGUAAUUCCGCUUAUGGCAAUGGAGGCAGCGAGAUUCACGCCUUUGAUUUCAAAGUCAUCGCGAGAUGAUCGGUCGCCAUUUGCGCCGACCAAUCGACGGGAGGGAUUGACUCCUCAACAGAGUAGGGAUUGUGAUGAACCUCUUAUUGAAGAAUGCGAGGAUUUAUAUACAAUAGUUAUUAAUUUUCCAAAUACUAAAACCGAUUCCGAAAUUGGGCCUUCGAUACGAAUGCUUUCGGACGACGAAGACGCGGAUAUCAUGUCGCCAAACAGACAUUCAAAAAUAUCAGAAGAAGAUAGCGAUUCUUUAUCAAAUGAGGGUCUAGCUCGCGAAGAGUCUACGUUUUCAUUUCAAAGUUUAGAAAGAACUCGAGAGAAUUGUUUACCCCCACCUAAAGGAACGCCGGCCUUGGGUCGGAGAACACGAUCCAAUGAUGCGCAAAGAUCUGCGCAGAACGCUAAGUUAGCGGCACAGGUUGCAUACAAAGUGAAGCAACAAAGAGCAAGAAAAAAACGCUCAGAAAAGAAACAGGAAAAAAAGGCCGCAAAGACACUGAGUGCCAUAUUGUUGGCAUUUAUAGUGACAUGGACGCCAUACAACAUUAUGACGCUGGUAGAAAUAUUCUGUAAAGGUUGUGUUCCACAUCUUCUCUACAACUUCGCAUAUUUCCUGUGUUACAUCAACAGCACGGUAAACCCGGUGUGCUAUGCGUUGUGUAACGCGAAUUUCCGGAAAACGUUUUGGAAGAUCCUCACAUGCAGUUUCACAAAAAAGGGCCCCACCCGAAGUCGUACGACAGCUUCAGCCAUGUCAUUUAAUUUAACAAACAGAUAGAUGAUGUAAACAUGGCCCGAGGAUAAAUCAUUGUUUUGUCUUCAUAUCCUUACGGUACCAAGUAACUUCAGUGGAUAUUACUUCUAUCACCAUGGUACCGAAGCACUUCAUCGAAUACCGUGUAUAUCGUACUAUUUGUGAGAAGAUUCGUUGGAUACUAUUUAUA